Messenger RNA from Scheffersomyces stipitis CBS 6054, 1800 nucleotides. RefSeq lists its product as uncharacterized. The annotation marks the transcript as partial. Lineage: Eukaryota; Fungi; Ascomycota; Pichiomycetes; Serinales; Debaryomycetaceae. The transcript is spliced from 2 exons. The record is from RefSeq and is a predicted model, not a curated record. Gene Ontology annotation, cellular component: nucleus.
AUGAACGAAUCACCAACACAAGAGCGGUACUUGAGCAGUCCGCGGGAAGUGCUCGUCUACCAGAUUGAGAAAUUCCUACAAGCCAGGCAGAAGUUUACCUGCCUGGGUCUCGAGAUUCUCUUCAAUAAUAAUAAGCAUGUCCAAUUAAUCAAUAGCGACAAGGGUCCAGACAAGAGAGGAUUAGCAUUUACAAGCAAACCUCCACCUUUGAAACCCAUACUUCAGCUUGAUCCUCUAGUAAGAUCUUACCCUCAUGGUGGAGUUCCCACAGAAAGUAAUAUUGAUCCCAAAAAUGUUUCUGCCAGAACCUUGAAAAUUCUUCGUUCCCAAAUACUUGAAAGAUCGAUAAUCAGGGCUACUGAGUCGCUGGCUGCCAGAAGUGGACCUUCCAAUUGGAAUGGCGAAACUUACAAACUUGCCAUCAAGCUCUUUUUGGCCUGUGUUCUAGAUCCAAACUAUAGCAAUAUGGUGUAUUCGUUGACUUCUCAUACCAGCAAUAUCCACAAGACCAGCCAUCUAGGACAGGAAUUGGAACUAUAUGUAGAAAAUUUGCUAUUGGCAAUUGACAUUAUCGAUGCUGACAGUGUUUUGUCAAAGAAGGGGACUUUACUUGAAGACAGUAUACGGACGCUAGUUCAUAUUAUGGCAGUGAAUUAUGCCACUGUCAUAAUUGGAGACUCGCCAGCACAGUUCUUUGACAUCACCUUUGCCUUGAUUAACCAUUCUUGUUUUCCAAAUGUGUUGCCAGUUGUUCUGGACGAUUGCGAUAAGAUCCAAUUGGUAUAUUUUAAUAAUUUUGUCGCCAAUAAGACCAAGCAAUUGUUUACAAACUACUGUUAUACAGCCAUUCCUAAAGAAUUGAGAAACGCUGACUUGAGAAACCGGUUCUUCUUCACCUGUAAUUGCUGGUUAUGCAAGCAGCCCCAUGACAUCUUUUUUUCUUACAACUGUAACAACUGUAACCAGAUGAUCUGUUCCCUCAACUCUUCCAAUUGGUAUCUUCCUGUCAGCCAACUCGAUUACGUUAACGACAAUAAGGAUACUUGUCUUUCGUGUAGAGCAGACUUUGACAAACGAGAGUUGGCAAAGAACCAUUCUUUGAAUGGGUAUCUAUUGCUAGCCAUGUUAGAUCCUGAACAAGACAAGGAUGACAAUGAGGCACUACUAGUCUUCAACCAUCGAAUGAAGUUAUUGCUACAGAGCAUCAUCUCGGGAGCAAUUUCCAAAGAAGAAAUAGUUAGAUUGCUUCUACUUCGAGUCUACAAUUUCAGGAUACCUCCUAAGAAAAGGAGCAUUUUCAGAAAAAUCACAAAUGACCUUCGCAAUGGACGCUAUGUUCCUGGUUACGGGUUUCCUUUGAGUUUUUUCCUCCGCGACUUAGACAUAGAUAAUCCUCAGAUUGAUGGCAUCCGGACAUUUGUUGCUAGCAAGGUUGUAGCAGCUAAUCAGUUCACCAGACUUAAGGAAGUAUUGCAAUUGAAAUUUGGUACGGAGCUUCCGUGUAGAUUAGUCGAACUGAGAUUAAUAGCCAACGAGCACUUCAAAGAGAUUGCCCAGGCGUUGAGUCAGGUAUUUUCAUACGUUGUAAGACUCAGAUACAGUGGCUGUAUUCCGGUAAAAAUAGAAACGUAUAUGGCAUAUUCCAAGAAUACGGUAGACAGUCUAGUCGAUAGCAUCAAGCGCUUGAUAAGCUUGGCGGACAAUAACAAGAUCGACAACAUCUGCUUCAAGCGCUACAACAUGACCGAUCACUACUUCCAGUCUCACUUGAAAGCAUUGUACGACUUUGCUGAAGUUCAG